AUGCCGGUUCUCCAGAUUGCCCGAAUAUCUUCAAGGCACGCGAUCUUAUCCACUACCCCAAGAUUCGCUGCUCUACAACCCCGUGGUUUCCAUUCUUGUUCAUCGAAGGCUGCUAUAGCCCAUCCCAUCACUGCGCAUGGCCCCCCACCUAAGGCCCCUUCUGCCGCACCAGAGUUCACUGGCCGUGUAGAACAGCAGAAGAACCAGGCGGACGAGCUCAAGUCGCAAUUGAAGUCUCAACGGGAGCCGCUCAAAAAGCGUUUUUGGAAGGAUGUGAACGUUGAGAAAAAGCCGGAAGGGGAAUAUCGAGUCCUGUUAGACGCUCGGCCCGUUCGCACGCCCACUAAGGAUAUCCUCUCCAUCCCCCCCACGAAACCCCACCUAGCCCAUGCGAUUGCCUUGGAAUGGGAUGUCAUGACGACCGCUCAGCAAGCUUUGAAAAACCACCUGAUCCCACUUACCUCACUCACGGCCCGAGCGACCGACAUUGCUCAGGAGGAUGAUCGGGGCGAGACAGGCACCAGAGACCAAAUUAUAACGACCUCAAUGCGCUACCUGGAUACGGAUACUUUGCUCUGUUGGGUACCCGAACAGGCCGAAGAACUUGAUGACAAUGGCGUGAAAUCGGAAAGCCUUCGAGACGCUCAGAUGAGAAUCGCCAAAGACACCAUUGCCUUCUUGAGCACAAAAGUAUGGCCGGGAAUUGACAUCAAACUUAUCCUAGACAGCAACAGCAUUUUACCAGUCUCCCAGUCUCAGGCUACAAAGGACAUUAUUCGGCUCUGGAUCUCGAACCUGCAUUCACAUGACUUGGCCGCCUUGGAAAGAGGAAUUCUCGCAUCCAAGAGUUUGCUGGUUGCCGUUAGGCUGGUUGCCGAGUGGAGUGAAAACUUCCGGCCAAUUCAACGGUCAGAGCCCAAGAAAUUCGGUAUUGAAGAGGCAGCAGAAGCUUCGAGCCUCGAAGUCAAGUGGCAGACCGACAUGUGGGGCGAGGUUGAAGACACUCAUGAUGUCGACAAGGAAGAUUUGAGGCGCCAGAUUGGAAGUGUUAUUGUUUUGGACAGUCACGAGGAGAGCUUUGGUCGUGACAGCAGUAGUUCAUCUCGAUCCUCGAUUCCCUCAUCAACCCUGAACAACAACCCGCCUGCCUCUCUUCCCAUCCCACGAAGCUCGAGUCGUCGAAAGUCCCACCAGGAAGCGCGCCCGCCCUCGAUGGCAGAAGAACCCUCCUUGGAGCCAACGGGCUCCAACCAGAGUGGCGAGAAUAUCGAGAAACUACCGUCGGGGACACAGGUUGAUAGUAAGAGCAUGUCCCUAGACCAGUCUGUGCGCACCUUUCGACUCUUCGAAACGUUACGUAGCGGGGACACGACUGCGAUCUCGAAAGCCAUCCGAGAGACGAAGGACUCCCAGGGCACCGGUGCCCUAUCUGGCACGACCGUACUUCACCUGGCGAUUCAAUGUGCCGAGCCACAGGUUGUGGAAUAUAUCCUCUCCAUCGACGAGGAUCUCAACGUCAAUGAACGCGACCGAGAUGGCAACACCCCCCUUCAUCUGGCCGCCCAGCUUGGUAGGGGACCGCUGGUACGCGAGUUGCUCAACCGGGCGUCUGUCAACGACUCUAUUGUGAACUAUCGCAGUCAGACUGCUCUCGACGUUGCCCGUACCCCGGAGAUCUUCCAACAACUUCAGCUAGCGCGGUCCCUCUUCAUGGAUAACAAGACCCAGGAAAUGCAGCGGCUCAUAUCUCAGGGUGAUUACGAGAAGCUGGAGAAGGUGUUAGAGGAGCCCCGUGUGGAGGGUAUAAUGGAUGUGAACAGUCUGGAUUUAGUGACUGACCCCGCCACCGCUCAGUCUGGGGGUACUUUGUUGCAUGAGGGAGCGAGAAAGAAAGAUACCAAGCUCAUCCAAAUCUUACUCAUGCACGGCGCCGAUCCUUUCCGGCGUGAUAAGAAAGGGAAACUUCCCCAGGACGUGACGAAGGACGACAGAACACGUGCCAUCCUCAAGAAGUCACCAGCUGCAGUUAUUGCCCAGCGUGGUAUUCAGGAAAAGGCCAUCUUAGGAACGAACUCUGGCCAGGGACUCUCUGGAGGCCGCGCUAGUACAAGCGAAGCCCCCUUUGCGGGCAAAGAAGCUCGUGAAAUGAGAGGCUACUUGAAGAAGUGGACCAAUUAUACGAGUGGUUAUAAACUGCGCUGGUUUGUCCUCGAAGACGGCGUUUUGAGUUACUAUAAGCAUCAAGAUGAUGCGGGAUCUGCUUGUCGGGGCGCGAUAAACAUGAAAAUUGCCAGGCUCAAUAUGGAUUCCCAGGACAAGACGCGUUUCGAAAUCCAUGGAAAGUCCUCUGUCAAAUACCACCUGAAAGCAAAUCACGUAGUUGAGGCCAAGCGCUGGUUUUGGACUUUGAACAACGCCAUCCAGUGGGCCAAGGAUGAAGCUAAAGAAGAACAAAGACGUCAGACGAGAGACGCAGAGAUGUUACGCCAAGCGAAAAUGGAGCAGAUUGAAGGCCGACCGCUCGAGAGUCCCUCCGAGUCUUCUAACUUAGCAGCGGCAAAGUCAAAUGGCAAAGGCCUCGCUCCUCCAUCUCUUGGUGUUCCAAGUAGCAGCGGCACAAGGCUGAGCACGUACGCCUCUCGCACAACCUUGGAGAGCACGCUGGCAGACGACGAUGGCUCGGUAUUUGAGUCCUACGAUCAAGGUGGUGGCGCACCGAGUGAAAUCAAUCGAAUUUUCAGCCACGUGACUACUGCGCCUGAUAUGGAGGGUGAUGAUGACGACUAUGGUGAAUAUGCAUCCAGUCGUGAGAUGCCGCCAGCUGAUAAAGAUGCUUUGAACAUCACAGCUCAAUCUACAAAGAUCCAGCUGGAUAUCCUUGCCAGUGUGUCCUCUUCACUGCAGGCCGAGAAAUCGAGCCACCCGGACAUGUCUCUCGGUGAUCCUGCUGUUGAUCAAGCCCUCGGUGCUUACGAAGCAGCCGUGAGCAGCCUUCAAGGAUUGGUGCAGAAUCUACUAAAGAUAUCCAGGGAUCGCGACUCGUAUUGGCAAUAUCGACUAAACAGAGAGGCACACCUCCGCAAGAUGUGGGAAGAGAGUAUGGCACGAGUUGCUCAUGAGCACGAGGAGCUGCAAUCGAAAAUGGGAGAGUCCGAGGAAAAGCGACGCCGAACCAAGCGGGCUCUCAAAGAAGCAUUAGAGGGUUCGUCGACCAAGACUGGUCACAUGGCUGAUCAACCGCCCCAUAUGAAAGGUGUCGAUGACGAUCUUGACGGUACUCCCAGCGAGCAGGGCAUAGGGACCUCGGAGUCAAAAGACGAGCCCACAAAUGACCAACCUUUGCGUCGAAAGAAAUCGACAGUGUCCCAAAUAAGCAGCCUAUAUGAUUCUGCAUCAGACGAUGAGGAUGAAUUUUUUGAUGCGAUCGAUGCCGGUGAGAUUGAAGUUGAGAAUCUCGCCACCGCAGAAACCAAGGACGAAAAACCAGAACCUGAAGAAAAGACCACGGAGCUACGUGCCGUGAAACAUUCUGAAAUCGUCCCUUCGUUCAAAGGCUACGAGGAGCCUGUGAGGACUAAGCUGAAAAUGGACUACGAUAACAGACCCAGGAUCUCGUUGUGGGGUAUUUUGAAAUCUAUGAUUGGCAAGGACAUGACCAAAAUGACACUACCGGUUUCAUUCAAUGAGCCGACGUCGCUGCUGCAACGUGUAGCCGAGGAUUUGGAAUAUGCAGACCUUCUUGACAUAGCAGCUGAUCGAUCCGAUUCGAUGGAACGCCUGGUUUACGUUGCUGCAUACGCUGCGAGUGAAUAUGCUUCAACCAUCGGCCGUGUGGCUAAACCAUUCAACCCCCUUCUGGGAGAAACGUAUGAGUACGCGAGACCUGACAAGGGAUAUCGGUUUUUCGUUGAGCAGGUCAGCCAUCACCCGCCGAUUGGCGCGGCAUGGGCGGAAUCAGCAAAGUGGCAAUACUAUGGUGAAUCUGCUCUCAAAUCCAAGUUUUACGGGAAAUCCUUCGAUAUUAACCUGCUCGGCACCUGGUUCCUGAAGUUGCGUCCUGCAUCGGGAGGUGAAGAGCUCUAUACCUGGAAGAAAGUUACGUCUUCCGUGAUUGGCAUCAUCACUGGUAACCCCACCGUUGACAAUUAUGGGUUGAUGGAGAUCAAGAACUGGACUACCGGCGAGGUUUGUUAUUUGGAUUUCAAGCCGAGAGGUUGGAAGGCUUCGUCGGCAUACCAGGUAACUGGCAAGGUGGUAGAUAGUGAGGGGCUACCUAGAUGGAGCAUGGGCGGCCGUUGGAAUGACAAGAUCUAUGCCCGCCACACGCCCGGGUUCGAAGCACAGGUAUCAGGCCAGGAUCCAGAGUCGGCCAAGACGUUUUUGGUUUGGCAAAGCCAUUCCCGCCCGACCGGUGUUCCUUUCAAUUUAACCCCGUUUGGCAUCACACUCAAUGCCCUCACCGAAGACUUGGAGCAUUAUCUACCACCUACGGACACUCGCCGCAGACCGGACCAGCGUGCAAUGGAGGAGGGCGAGUAUGACCUGGCGGCCAGCGAGAAACAUCGGGUUGAAGAGAAGCAACGAGCCAAGCGAAGGGAGAUGGAAACGAAGGGAGAGGAGCAUCGGCCUAAGUGGUUUGUUAGGGAGAAAUGUCCCGUGACCGGCGAGGAGUACUGGGCUCACAAUGGGAAAUACUGGGAGUCCAGAGACGCCCAGGACUGGAGUGCCUGUGACGACAUCUUCUGA
Messenger RNA from Aspergillus affinis, 4746 nucleotides. RefSeq names its product Oxysterol-binding protein. Gene Ontology annotation, cellular component: intracellular membrane-bounded organelle; membrane; cytosol. NCBI's taxonomy places the organism in Eukaryota, Fungi, Ascomycota, Eurotiomycetes, Eurotiales, Aspergillaceae. Bases 1 to 4746 code for a protein of 1581 amino acids. Gene Ontology annotation, molecular function: sterol binding; protein binding. Gene Ontology annotation, biological process: piecemeal microautophagy of the nucleus; exocytosis; endocytosis. The transcript is spliced from 6 exons. The record is from RefSeq and is a predicted model, not a curated record.